Messenger RNA from Plenodomus lingam JN3, 1548 nucleotides. Lineage: Eukaryota; Fungi; Ascomycota; Dothideomycetes; Pleosporales; Leptosphaeriaceae. The record is from RefSeq and is a predicted model, not a curated record.
AUGCUCCAACAGACAUUGCGCGAGGGUUGCCAUCUGCUCAUCGGCACACCUGGUCGUAUUUUGGAUAUCUUGUCCGACGACUACUCGGGCAUCAAGGCCCCAAAUCUGGAUGCACUGGUCAUGGACGAGGCUGAUCGCCUCAUGGACGAGGGCUUUACCAAGGAGAUUGAUGAGAUCAAGACAUUCCUGCCCGAUCCUGCAGAGCGCGAACGCCAAAAUCUCAUGUUUUCCGCCACCAUUCCCCGCGACGUGGUCCACCUUGUCCGUAACACCAUGCGUCCCGGCUUCCACUUCGCCAAGUGUGUCUCUGACGAGGAAACACCAACACAUGAGCGCGUGCCCCAAAAGUACGUCAACGUCAAUGGCUUCGAGAAUAUCAUACCCUUUUUGUAUGAAUUCAUGGCCAAGUCACACGACGCCGGUCGGUCUGGUAAUGCCCGUCCCUUCAAGGCCAUCAUCUACUUCAACAGCACCGCCGAGGUCACCCUCGCAGCUUCCGUCUUUUACAAGAUCACUGCGGGCUCCAAGAGCGGCCGACGCGAGAUGCGCGAUGCGGCUCAGAACGUUGGAGGACCCUCCCUCGCUGGCCUGCGCACCUUCGAAAUUCACGCCAAACUGACGCAAGCACAGCGAACACGCGCCGCUGAUAACUUCCGUUUUGCAGAUUCGGGUGUGCUCUUCUCUUCCGACGUUACGGCCCGUGGCAUGGAUUUCCCAAAUGUGACACAUGUCAUCCAAGUCGGUCUUCCCCGUGACCGCGACACAUACAUCCAUCGUCUUGGCCGCACGGCCCGUGCCGGCAAGGAAGGUGAGGGCUGGCUCAUUCUCUCUCGCUAUGAGAGGAGCGAGGUCCGCCGUCGUCUCAACAAUCUGCCCCUCGCAGACGCUACAUCUGAAUACGAGUGCCCCGCCAUUGAUCUGUCUCAGCAGACCGAUGUCCCAGAGAACAUUGGCAAGAUCCUAGCCGAAUGCCUCCAAGCACACAGCAAGGUCUACCCUGACCAGCUCGACGGUGCUUUCCGUGGUCUCUUUGGCGCAUACCAGUGGUAUGGCGACAAGCGGGAGCUCCUCGAGGGGGCGAACCGUCUGGCAGAGCUUGGUUGGGGCAUGCCUACUCCUCCCCCUCCACCUUCUGCUCUCUUCAACACCCGUGGACGCCGGGGAGGGUCUAGCUCAGGCUUCCGUGACCGUUCAUCCUUUGGUGGUGACAGACGGGGUGGCGGUGGUGGAGACUUCGGAGGUGAUAGGCGGGGAGGCGGCGAUGGAGGCUUUGGUAGUGACAGGCGAGGUGGCGGUGACAGACGAGGUGGUGGCGGCUUUGGAGGUCGAGGUGGCGGCGGUGGUGGCUUUGGUGGUGACCGAAGGGGUGGCGGUGACUUUGGCGGCGACAGACGUGGUGGUGGCUUCUCCCGAGGUGGUGGCGGCGACAGACGUGGUGGUGGUGGAUUCGGCGGCGACCGACGUGGUGGUGGUGGCUUCGGCGGCGACCGACGUGGUGGUGGUGGCUUCGGCGGCGACAGGAGACAAGCGCCCUCCAUGGCACUUUAA